Molecule: messenger RNA, 3590 nt
Organism: Sceloporus undulatus (fence lizard)
Lineage: Eukaryota; Metazoa; Chordata; Lepidosauria; Squamata; Phrynosomatidae
Gene: FAM20A
Product: FAM20A golgi associated secretory pathway pseudokinase
Exons: 11
Coding region: 370-1995 (541 amino acids)
Cellular component (GO): Golgi apparatus
Molecular function (GO): protein serine/threonine kinase activator activity
Source: RefSeq, a predicted model, not a curated record
GAAGGAAGAGGAGGAAAAGGAGGAGGAGAAAGAGCAAGAGGAGGAGGAGGAGGCGAGGCGCUCAUUUGGCCCCUCUCCUCCCAGUCCAGGCUGCCUGCUUUCCCCAACCUGCCCUUCCUUCCUUCCUUCCUUCCUUCCUUCCUUCCUUCCUUCCUUCCUUCCUUCCACCUGCUCCUGGAGUGUCAGCGGGGCAGAGGCUCUUUCAGUCUGGGGCUCUUUGGGGAGGGAGGCAGGAUCUUGGCACCUCCUCCUUCCCUCCUUGGUCCUCUCUUCCCCUGACUCUCCGGGCAUCUUCCUCCUCCUCCUGGUGCUGCUGCUGCUGCAGAUCAGGCGGAGGGGAGGCCGAGGGUCCGGAGGGAGGGGGCCAGGAUGCUGGGUCCCCGUCGCGACCGGCUGCUGCUGCUGCUGCUCCUGGGAGCGCUGCUCUGCGCGGACCUCUACUUCCACCUCUGGCCCCAAGUGCGGCGGCGUCUGGGCCCCCGAGGAGAGUCCCGGGCCCCCUGCCCCUGCCCCCAGGACCCCCAGGGGCCAGGAGAAGGAGCAGCGCCCCCCUCCAGCCCCAUAGGGCCUCCGCUGCCGGAGGGGAGAGGCAGCAGCAGCAGCAGCAGCAGCAGCGUGCCUCCUCCUCCUCCUCCUCCUUCGCCCCGGGGCUCCAAGCUGAAGCGCCUCUUCGCGCACCCGCUCUAUGGCGCCCCCGAGGGGCCGGACGAGGAAGUGCUGCUGCUCAGCGGGCAAGAGGCGCUGCGCUACUACCGCCGGAAAGUGGCCCGAUGGAACAGGAGACACAAAUUUUACCGAGAGGAGCACAACCUGACCUUGGACUCCAUGAUGCAACUCAGGCAGGAAGCAAGCUGGCUCCAGUUCCAUCUGGGCAUUAAUCGCCAUGCCCUGUAUCCAAGGGCCAGUCCAGCUGUUGAUCAACUCCUGCAGGACAUACAAGUUUUGAACACCAUCAGUGCUGAUUACAGCCAGGAUGAGAAAGCAUUGUUAGGUGUCUGUGACUGCACACAAAUUGUCAAGCCCAGUGGAGUGCAUCUGAAGCUUGUUCUUCGAUUCCAGGACUUUGGGAAAGCCAUGUUCAAACCUAUGAGACAGAAACGUGAUGAGGAGACACCAGAAGAUUUCUUCUAUUUUGUCGACUUUCAGAGACACAAUGCAGAAAUAGCUGCCUUCCACCUUGACAGAAUCCUGGAUUUUCGUCGUGUCCCUCCAGUAGUAGGAAGAAUGAUCAACAUUACCAAGGAAAUCUUAGAGAUCACCAAGAAUGAAAUCCUCCAGAGUGUUUUUUUUAUUUCACCAGCCAGCAAUGUCUGUUUCUUUGCCAAGUGCCCUUACAUGUGCAAGACUGAAUAUGCUGUAUGUGGGAACCCUCACCUGCUGGAAGGAUCCCUUUCUGUUUUCCUGCCUUCCCUCAACUUGGCACCCAGACUCUCCAUCCCCAACCCAUGGAUACGAUCCUACACCUUUGCUGGAAAAGAGGAGUGGGAAAUGAAUCCACUUUAUUGCAAUACAGUGAAGGAGAUUUAUCCUUAUAGCAGUGGCACCCGGCUACUCAAUAUCAUUGACAUGGCAAUCUUUGACUUCUUAAUAGGUAAUAUGGACCGUCAUCAUUAUGAGAUGUUCACCAAGUUUGGAGACGAUGGCUUUUUGCUCCACUUGGACAACGCAAGAGGUUUUGGGAAACACUCCCAUGAUGAGAUCUCCAUCCUGGCUCCCCUUGAACAAUGUUGCAUAAUAAAGAAGACAACAUUAUUACGGCUGCAGCUCUUAGCUCAGCCAGACUAUAGGCUCAGUGAUAUCAUGCGGGAGUCCCUGCUGCAGGAUCGCCUGACACCGGUACUCACUGAACCCCACCUUUUGGCACUGGACAGGAGGUUACAGAUCAUCUUGAAGACAGUGGAGAACUGUAUAGAGGCCAAUGGAGAAGAUAUCGUUGUGGCUGACACCAAACCUCUAGGGAUGCCCGUCUUUGACAGAAUGACACAGCCAAGCUAGAGUCUGGUGGGAAUUAGAACAUAAACUUUCAGUUGCUGAAGAUGCUCCUUUAUCCUGGACAACUGUGAGAAAUGGGCAGUGAGGGAGAUCUCUAGGUUAGGUGGUAAAAAUGGUAUGAUUUUCUUCCAAUUUCAUCCUAUUUAGAUCCUGGAACCUUGCACUCCCUCAAGUGACCUUUUUGCACCUUCUCGAAAAGAUGUGACGCAACAAAAGCCCUCUAGCUGAAGACCAAGAACUUUUGGUGUUCAGUAUAUUUGGGCCUUUCUUGUAUCAGAGUUGUAUGAUUAGAACUUUACUGCUGGCUUGAAUAAAAUGGGACUACUGAAAGAGAAACAUGGCUAAUGUGCACCUGAGCAUCCACAACAAACCUUAGGACUCUCAGAAAUGCUCAGAGUCAAAGUAGGAAAACUGGCAGCCCAGACAAAACAACAAUGAAGGUGGACUAACAUAGCAGGAGUCUUCUCAGUAAGGGUAUGUGCUGAGAUGGAACAGGGCAACUGAAGUUGUAGGAAAGAAUGGGAAAGAAGGAAGGCUAUUCAAGAAACAUAAUUUAAUAUGUCCUUAGGCUGGUGCACAGAGAGGUUUGUUUCACUUUAUGCCAUGGAUGUGGACUGUGUGUUGCCUCCCGCCCCUUCACCACUGGCUAUGCUGAUGGGGGCAGAUGGGAAUUGCAGACUAAUAUUACCUUGUAGGCUACAUGCUUCCCAUCUAUGUGAUGAUUUGUUAACUGUUUUUCACUGUUUCUGGGGAGCCCCUGGGCAAAUCUAUGAAAGAUGUUACUGAAAUAAGGGUAUUCCAUAGAACAAUCUAGACCUGUGUUGUUAUUACAGCUGCUGUAUGAAGGAGCUAGUACCUGGCAAUUCAGAAUAUAAGAACCAGCAUAUAGUGCCUGCCUAAACUUCAAAUCCCAGGAUUCCACAACAUAUGGCAGCUUAAGUGGAAUCAUAGUGCUUUUAAUUGUGUAUGUGAAAGGACUCCGGCAUUGAAAAUAGAUUUCAUGGAUAGGAACUGACUCUAGCAAUUGUUCUGUCCUCCUAGCAGAGGAUCUAGUUCAGGAGGCUGUAGAGAGCUCUGCUGAGGAAUUUGGAAAGUUUACUCUGACUGGUAUCCCAUACUGAAACUCUCAUCUUCCAAGUUGUUCUAAGGAUAUGCCCCCGUUAUAAAAACAAUUGUUCCACGAAACCUACUUCAUUCUCCCUUACAGGCCUAUCAGGAAUUAAUUACUAUUUAUAGAAAGUGUAUCAGCACAAUCAGCACAUUUUUUUUAAAAAAAAUUAAGUUAUUAUGCACAUCAAUAAACCCAAAUAAAUGUGCAUUCCAUACUCUUGUGAUCAUGUAGAAACACUUGCAUCCACCAGCCUGGAAAUCACCAGAAUGAAGAAAAACACCCACCACCAUACUCAGCUCUUUCAGCGAUUUUGGCCAACACAGGCCUUGUUUCUCUCCAUAUACCCCAGAAAACACCCAGCAAAAUAGUCCAGUUCCACUGUGCAUAUUCUUUUCUUCACUUGUCUGUUUAUUUUUGAUGCAAAAUGCAAUUUUUGCCCUGGCUUUCAGCACUGGAAUGACAUCUCUUAACAUGGAUUAUGAAAACA